CUACUUUGCUACAUGCUUUUGCGAGGAUGAAUUUGAGUGACUUCUCGAUGGCCAGAUGUGCCUGUGGGCCCCUCGCUGACACGUCGGUAGCGUUGCUUUUGGGGAAUGGCCAGUAGUUGAACAGAUCAUGACUGGUGCUGACUAUGGUGCGUCUUACUUCUUCGCAUAUGAGCCAAUCUCGUUCGAGUGGUGUCAAAUCUUCGUUCGUCACGUUUUGCAUAUGAUCCAUGUCCCCCUCUCGGUUGCCCUUUCGCAUGGGUUUAAUGUUCCACUGGAAAACCACUGUCCAGCCGAUCGUUUCUUUCUCCUUCGCUACUUGGCUAACGGGGCGCGG
Molecule: messenger RNA, 334 nt
Organism: Geodia barretti
Lineage: Eukaryota; Metazoa; Porifera; Demospongiae; Tetractinellida; Geodiidae
Source: the annotation of a GenBank genome assembly